CACGUGACCAAUUUCGUCGAAUUGUAUUUUAAAUUUCUGUGCGCGCUCCUGUUUCAAGCGAAACGCCGGAGAAACCGAUAACCCGUCUUCGCCGCAAACAGUCUGUCUCUGCGUUAUUACUAAACCCCGAAAAGAAUAGCGCAAUGUCUGAAGAAAAGCCAAAGGAGGGAGUGAAGACAGAAAACGACCACAUUAACCUCAAGGUGGCUGGUCAGGAUGGCUCAGUUGUACAGUUCAAAAUCAAAAGGCACACUCCACUCAGCAAACUAAUGAAAGCAUACUGCGAAAGACAGGGACUGUCAAUUCGUCAGAUACGUUUUAGGUUUGAUGGACAGCCCAUUAAUGAAACGGACACGCCUUCACAGCUGGAAAUGGAGGAUGAGGACACUAUUGAUGUAUUUCAACAACAGACAGGAGGCGUCUCUUAAGUCGGAUGUGGACUCUUGGAAGAACAUCCACAUUAUUUUCCUGUUGUGUUUGUUUUCUCUCAACCCUUCCCCCCCCCCCCCCCGCCCUCUCUCCACUGUGCUCGGUCAGGCUCUUUAGAAUUGAAGAAGGUUCUUUAUUUGGCGCCACAUCCAAACUUCGCGAUGCAGGGUAAUUUUUUUAAAAGUGUUUUAUUCACAUAAAUGGAUGCUUUAAAUUGUCCACGGCAGGGACACGUCUCAGAUAGCAAUGGCUUGCAAUGAAGAAAACAAAUAACCCACUACAUUAUUUUUAUGUUUGACCAGAUGCAUCUCAUACACAAUAAGCUGAACUACAUGCCAAAAUCUUUCCCUCUUUUUUUUUUUCUCCUCUUUGUGUUCAACUUUUCCCAAAUGUUGUGAGCUUUCAAAUUCAGGGUGGGCUCAAACCAUUUUUAAUUCAUGUACUUUGUGGAAAAGUGAUGGCUGGCAGCCUGUGGUGUCUCUCUAGAUUGAAUAGAUAAUGACAACUUUCUGAAGUAAUACCCUUUCUUAGUUUUUUUUUUUUUUUUUUUUUUUUUUUUUAAGGAUCUUUCAAAAUAAUUUGAGGUAUACAUAGCCAAGAAGAAAAAUGGUUUGUGCUGCGAUUCCUAUGGAUGUGUACCUCAUGCGGUCACCCUUGACUCAUUGGUAACUAUAGUACAGUCAUGUUUCUGGACAAAAAGCUAAAUGAAUAGUUAUUUUACAAAAGCGUUUGCUUAAUGCAUAAUCUGUAGAUGUGACGUGGUCACACAGCAAAGAAGUACUCUUGUGUGAUUCUUUCCACCUUUUUACAGGAUAAAAUAAUUCACCAUAACCAGUCCAGAAAUAGAAUCUCCCACCAGUCGUUAUAUAUUUCACUCCGUGUAUAAAUAUAUAUAGAGUCAAUGUUGUGUUGCCAAUUUGAAUACAUUUGUCCAACAUCUACCCAAACAUUUUUAGUUUGUUUGACUCUUGUGUGUUGGUAAGUAGAAAUCUUGUUUUAUAAGAAUGUCCUUAAUUUUUGUGUCCUCAUUAGUUAGAUUGGCAGGGUGACAUCAGCAGAUCCCCCCCCCCCCACAGUUUUUGUUUUGGGAUUUGUACAUUAUUUGUUGUCCCUAUACUGUAUACAAUAAAUAUAGUUUGAUACUCUGCCUCUUGCAUUAUAUGCCUUCUAUUUGUGUGCCAUUCGAUUAAUCUUCUAGCCAUGCUGCGCCGCAUAAUGCAGGGCACUGUUCUUUUGGUGUAAAUAAACAUACAGGUAUUAAAGGGCUGACUACAUGGAAUUGUCCUUUUCUGAAUGUUGGUUUGAUUAAUAUAAUUGGUGCAAAUAAACUUGCCUCUUGAUAAAUGCUA
This is a messenger RNA of Gasterosteus aculeatus aculeatus (three-spined stickleback), 1778 nucleotides long. It is a transcript of the gene sumo3b, whose product is annotated as small ubiquitin like modifier 3b. The record is from RefSeq and is a predicted model, not a curated record. Lineage: Eukaryota; Metazoa; Chordata; Actinopteri; Perciformes; Gasterosteidae. Gene Ontology annotation, molecular function: protein binding.